AUGUUGCCAACAAGCAGCAGCACCAACGACCGGCCACGAUCGAGAGUGAUCGUGCUCUUCGCUGGAAUACUUUUGAUCUGUUUCCUAACAAAACAGACCAGCGCCCUGCAGGGAUACUAUGGCACAAAGAUCGGUGAUCUUUCCGAGCUGCACCACGGUGUCUCCGGCUCGGUAUAUGCCGUCGACGCGAGAACGCUGUUUCUGAAGAAUUUCAACUACGACGGCGAAGGUCCCGCUGCCUACUUCUACGUUGGCAAUACGCGAGCCCCCAGCAACAAGGGUGCCCAUCGUUUGCGGGAUGAACGGGGCCGGGCCGGUGUGCUGCGGCGGUACCGUAACGAGGACAUUACGCUAUCGCUGCCAGAGGGCAAGACGCUGCGCGACAUUCGCUGGUUCUCCGUGUGGUGUGAUGACUUUUCGGUCAACUUCGGCGAUGUGCAGAUACGGAACGAUCUCGACUUUCCGCGCCCGACCAAGAUCGCGGGGCUGAGCGGUGUGCAUGAUGUUACCUCGGACAACAUCGUGAUCGUCGAUGCGCAGACGUUGCUCGUACCCAACUUUAGCUACGACGGCGAGGCACCUGAUGCCAAGUUUUGGGUCGGACGUGGACCGGCACCCACCUCACAGGGCAUUCGCAUCCCGGACGAGAAUGGCAAGGAAACCCCCUUGCGCCGCUACGACAAGAAAACGAUCGUACUGACGCUUCCCGGCGAUCUGACCGUGUUCGACAUCGGCCACUUCGGGGUGUGGUGCGAGGCGUUCACUGUCGAUUUCGGGCACGUGCGCAUCCCGGACCAGAUCAAUGUGCCACCGUCGCUGAAGAUGCUUGGCAUCAGCCCGCAGUCCAAACUGAACUGUGAAGUCCUUCUGGACGAGUUGGCUUUUGAGGUACGGUGGGCAGUGGCCGGGGAAAGUGUCGUCGUACAGCUGGUGGCGAAGUUAGAUGAUGGCGAGUACAUGUCGUUUGGCGUUUCGCCAAACCCGCAGCAGAGCCAGAUGGUGGGUGCCGAUGUAGCGGUCGUCUGGGUGGACAAGGCCACCGGCAAGGGCUAUGCGCAGGAUUACUAUCUCGAUGCUAAGUCGCAAUGCUCCGGUGGUCGUGGAAGUUGUCCCGAUACGCGCAUUACCGAGAACAGCAAUUCGAUCCGGUUGCUCAAUGCGGCUAUGGUCAAUGGGUACUCGAUCGUAACGUACCAGCGUCCGCUGCGCGCUUCGGAUCAUCUCGAUCUGCCCGUCUACACCAACGCAUCGCAGGCCAUCAUCUGGGCGGUGGGACCACUGAACCAGCGAUACGAGGUGUCGUACCAUUCGCACUAUUUGAAGGGUAACAAGUUGGUCGACUUUGGACGCCAACCGUUCUGGAACUGUCCGACACCGGAAUCGGACCAGAAGCAACCGGAACAGCCACAGAAGCUAUCAUCGUCAUCGUCCAGCUAUGGGGGUGGCAACCGUCGGGAGGAUGUGGGCAACAGUGUGCAACAGCAGAGACCUCAGCUACCGGCGACUGCGAGACCACCGGCAAAACCGGGCGCAUGGGACAUUCCACCGAUCCAGUGCUACGAGCCGGAGGAUGGUGUAUUCUACGCGCAGAUGGGACCAACGGGUGGCAAACAGGGCUAUCCAGCUAUUACAGGACACGUCGGAUGGGGCAUUUCGUGGUACAUUAAUGGAUUGCUAAUUCCCGAGAUAAAUGUCGUGCGCGGCAAGACGUACACGUUUGUGGUGGAGGGUGGACUGGAUCCCAACGUUCCCGCCAAGUAUCAUCCAUUCUACAUUACCGACGAUUCCGUUGGUGGAUACGAACAUCAAUCGGAGGAGGAUCGUAAGAAUAUACGCAUUUUUGCCGGAGUACAUCGUAGCCGCAGCGGAAAGCUCGUACCAACGGGUGUUGGACGCCUCUGCAACUGGACACCGAAUCCGGAUGGUCCACCGUCGGACGAGUAUCCUUCGUUUGGUGCGUACCAGCGCAGUCUUUCGCUCAAGUGUGAUGCCGGUGAGCCGGGCAUCAUCACCUGGACACCGGAUGCCGACACACCCGACACCGUGUACUAUCAAUGUUUUACGCAUCGCUACCUUGGCUGGCGCAUUAAUGUGCACGAUGCAUGCGAUGUUGCGCAGCCCAGCGAGCUGGAUGAGGUGUAUGCGGAACCGAACGAAGGUAUCUCGGUGGAGGAAUCGAUACGGCACGAAUCGAAGGUGCUGCCGGCAGAUAACUUCCUGCAGCAGCAUGAGAAUUUCCUGCAAAAACACGAACUGGAUCUGAUCAAGCACCACAAGAUGACGCCGGACACGAAGAAGGAACAGUCGUUCGAUAUCAACCUGGAGGAGAACCCCGAGAUGACGCGCAUUAUUGAGGAUGGCAUACGGGCGGCAGAAGAGUUGGAAGAGAAGCUGCGCGCGAACCAGACGGUGGAGAGCGUUAAUCAAACCGUACCACAUCAGCACCAUCCGGGACAUCCGAGUUUCAUACCCGGCCCACCUGGACACCGUCAUCCGCCGCCUCCUGGGUAUCCGGGAUCAGCAAAGCCCAUCCUUUCGUCGUCUGGUUUACCGGUAUAUCUGCGCCCUCCGAACAGCGGUCCGAUGUUCCGACCGGUGAAGUUGCCUGUCCGGCGUCCGAUCGGCAUGGAGCGUCGCCCGGUGCAUGGGAGUAGACCAACGCGCCCAUUCGUUAUCCCGCAGCCAUCGAUGAUUGUGAGUCACUACCAGAAACCGGUCGCACCGUUGAUGCGACCGUUCGUGACGAAGGGCAAAAUGCCGAUCAAGGCGAUCGCUCCGAUUCUGUUGCUGGGCGAACCAACGGAGAUCAAACCGUUCCGCAAAGGCCCGUCGGUGGAGAUGAUGGUGGCGAAACCGCCGAAGCAGAUUUCUGGUGGUGAGCCGCGUCCUGGUAGCUCACCGGGCGGUCCACCAUUUGCACUGCCGGAAAUGCCUCCGCAUCUGACGAUGAGUUUGAAGAAGAACGAACCGGUGCCGAUUACGCUACCGAUACGCCAUACGAAACCGGUAAAGGAAUCUCACAAGCCGAAUAUUAAACCAAUCUUCAAGAUACCGUACGAUGUGUCGGAACCGAAGGUAUCGUACGAGGGGCACGCCGCUAAUCAUGGGUUCGAGCCGAGUUCGGUCGUAGUGGAGAGUGGGUUUAAGCCGAUCUAUCGCCGGAAAGACGACUACGAUCUUGAGUUUGAGGAUAAUCGUGCGCACGGCUUUUUGCGACGACAGGACGAUGAUAUCGAUGAGGCGAUCGAGAGCGAUGCACUGAUGAUCCAUGGACAGGACGAACCGUCGAAGCAAACAUUCGAACCGAUGUUUAUUCCUUCGCCACUGGACAGUAUGGCGAUGGCACAUGUGAAACCCUCUGCCGGCCCGGCCCGUGAGUCGGCCACGAAGCGUAAUGUUGAAAUCUUACCGGACGAAACGGCCGAUGUGGUGGGCGAGGGACAAGAUUCGCUGGGUGCGGCAAACGAUCGGGCCGAUCCGUUCUAUCUGCCACCGAUCGGUUCGGACGGAUCGGUUGUUUCGUUCGACGGGAAAGCCGUGCUGGACAUGUCGUUAGUGAACGGUCCCGCUGCUGUCGCGCAUCAAAGCGAACCACUUCCGCCGGUUGGAAAUCCGGGCUCGAAAUCGGAACAGUUGCUGCGUGAAACACCUCAGUUUGGUCCGUUCCGUGGUGAGUAUCCACCGAUAGCGGCCUUCCUCGCGCCGGACACUGCCGCUAUCUAUGGGACGCGAGGCUCGAACGCCGUCCAGCCGCCGGUGUCUGAGUAUGCGAAUCCGCUGCUUCCGGGUGGUAUCAAUGCACAGGACAGUGCCAGCAACGAGCACCAGUCCGGGGCGGUAGGUAAACCCAUCUCGACAAAGCUGUCGAUAGUGAAGCCCGUUGCGAACUCGCAAGAGGACCCGAUCCCGUACGAGGAAACCGAAUCGGAAGCCGGUCGAACACGGAGCAAACGGUCGCCCCAUCAUCAUCCGGACCAUCACGGUGACAGCCACGACGAUGGUUGGCAACCGAUGGCUGGUGGUGGAAUCGGCGUCGCAAGCAGCUGGAGCAAAGUAAUCCUUGGGCUUUUAUGCACGGCAUGGCCAACGGUCGUGCUUCGGCGAACGGCGUUGCUGUAG
Messenger RNA from Anopheles marshallii, 4119 nucleotides. RefSeq names its product protein Skeletor, isoforms B/C (gene Skeletor). Lineage: Eukaryota; Metazoa; Arthropoda; Insecta; Diptera; Culicidae. The record is from RefSeq and is a predicted model, not a curated record. The coding region runs from base 1 to 4119 and encodes 1372 amino acids. The transcript is spliced from 8 exons.